Messenger RNA from Microthlaspi erraticum, 1263 nucleotides. The record is from the annotation of a GenBank genome assembly. Lineage: Eukaryota; Viridiplantae; Streptophyta; Magnoliopsida; Brassicales; Brassicaceae.
AUGUUUCACGCGACUACCAAAUGUUCAAGAGCAGCAGCCGCAGCGCUUCGUGGCCGCACGUUACCCUUUAGAAGAAUCCGUGUUCCAUACUCGACGCCGUUGAGAUCGAUUCACGGUGAAAUCAGCGUUCCAAACACGAACCAUGUUGCUAUUCAGAUGGUCAAUUACGCUCUUUCCCACGCUAGAUCACAAAAAUCAGAUGAAUCUUAUGCUCAAGGGAUGUUAGUACUUGAACAGUGCCUUGGGAAUCAAACGAAAGAUGAUCAGGUUUCUCAUGAUUCUAAAGCUACAGUCUUGCUCGCUAUGUCUGAUCUGUUAUACGAAAGUGGGAACAGUAGUGAGGCCAUCGAACGCCUCAAGCAAGUCAUGACUCUGACACUCUCUUCGUUGGCUAUUAGAGUUGCCGCUGUGGAGGCUCUUGUUGGUCUGCUGAUUCAGUCAGGACAGGAUGAUGUUUCAUUGAAUGUUGCUGAAGAAUUUCUGGAAUUGGUUAAAGAAGGAGGCCAAGAGAAUCUUCAGGAUGUGGCUGCUACAGCUAAAGCGGUCAAAGGUCUCGCUGAGUUUGUGAACGGAAAUGUAGAAUCCGCCGAGUCUUUAUUUCGAGGAGUUGAGGAUCAUGAGAGCUGCAAAGGUAACAUUGCGCUUUCAUAUGGUGAAUACUUGCACGCAACCGGAAACUUUGAAAUGGCAAAGGAGAUGUAUCAAAAGGCAAUUCAAGGAGUGAAAGAGACCAAAGAAUCUAUGUGUUCUUGUAACAUGAAUCUGAAGGCAGUCUCCUUGGCAGCCACAUUUGCUCUGGGGCAGCUCCAGUCACACAUCGAAAACUUUGGUGAUGCAGAGGAGACGUUGACAAGUGCAUUGACAAGCGCUGAAGAACAUUACGGACACAAUCAUCCCAAAGUUGGUGUGAUUUUAACCGGAGUAGCUUUGAUGUACCGAAACAAAGCGAAGCAAGAAGGCUCGAGUUCUAUCCUGAUUCAAGAGGGACUCUUCAGAAGAGCGUUGGAGAUCAUGAAAGCACCUUCACUGGAUUCACAAGGGAUAACAAACAUGGAAGCUCAAGAAGUAAUGGCUCUAGCAAGAGGCGGGUAUGCGGAGCUACUACUGAUCCAAGAGAACAGAAAAAGCGAAGGAGAGAAAAUGAAAGCAUGGGCUGAAUCUGCGUGGAGAAACAGACGCAUCUCUCUUUCACAGGCAUUGACUCUCUCAGAGCCGUUAACUGAAGUAGCCAUCAUAGAUUCUCGUACCACUCGUGUCCUCUGA